Molecule: messenger RNA, 2413 nt
Organism: Pyrus x bretschneideri (Chinese white pear)
Lineage: Eukaryota; Viridiplantae; Streptophyta; Magnoliopsida; Rosales; Rosaceae
Source: RefSeq, a predicted model, not a curated record
GGUGGUGAAGUCCAAGUGUUUGAUGAAAUUUCGUUAAUAAUCUCAACCUCUACUUGUUUCAUAGCUAGCACUCUUAACAAGUUCAGAUUUGUUGUUUUUGCUCAUUUGGGUUCUUGUUUUUGGUGUGAGAUUGAUUUGGACUUGAACUCAAAUGAUGGAAAUGCCUCGAAAUUCGAACACAAGAAGUGCGGACUGCUUGGAAGGAAUGCUAAAUGAUUAUGUGGGAGGGAAGGCCAAGUUGAAGGCUCAUAAGAGUACUUCUUCUAGGCUUGUAACUGCUCUCACUUGUCUCCAAUUUGCCUUUGCAGUUUAUGCAACAUUCCUUCUUUACUACAUGAGCCCUUCGAUCGAUUUACGAACCAAACCAGACUUUGCAUGGGCUACCAAGAUUGCACAACAAUGGAAACACUAUAUAAUCCAACCCCACAUUCUCAACCACUAUCAAGAAUCCGCUUCUCUUGUUCAAACCGAAAGCCUUCCAAUCAUGCCCUCGCUAGUUUGCGAGCAUGAGAAGAUUGAUUUCAUGCAGAAGAAGUCCAACGAUGCCCAGAUGAUCAAGCUUAAGACAGAGCUUUACCAUGAGGUUUUGGACUUUCAGAGCAAAUCCAUCGGCACGGAAACUCUUGCUCAGUUGAUGGCAAUGAAAUCGAAGUGGGAUUUGAAGGGCCCCAACAGACCAAAAGUCACAGUGAUCUUAAACCACUUCAAGAGAAAAACACUUUGUGCUCAGCUGGACACCUUGCUUCAACAAACCCUUCCCUUCCACCACGUUUGGGUGCUUUCAUUUGGGAGCCCAAAUGAGCUUUCGUUGAAGAGAAUUGUCGAAAGCUACAACGAUUCAAGGAUAAGCUUCAUAAGUUCAAGCUAUGACUUCAAGUACUAUGGAAGGUUCCAAAUGGCUCUGCAAACCGAAGCCGAUCUUGUGUACAUUCUUGAUGAUGACAUGAUUCCUGGGAAGAAAAUGCUGCAGAUUUUGUCACAUGUAGCGGGAACGGAGAAGUACAAGAAUGCGGUUUUGGGAAGCAUAGGGAGAAUUCUGCCAUUCAGGCAGAAGGAUUUUACCUUUCCAAGCUACAGAAAGUUCAGGUCUAAGGAGGCAGGGCUUUAUUUGCCUGACCCUGCUUAUGAUAUCACACUGGAUAAAAUUGUGCAGGUGGACUUCCUUUCCAGUUCUUGGUUCUUGUCUGCAGAGCAUAUCAAGACACUUUUCAUCGAGAAACCCUUCACCUUUUCGACUGGCGAAGAUCUACACCUCAGCUAUCAGCUUCAAAAGUACAGAAAUGCAGGAUCAUUUGUUCUUCCAGUUGACUCAAAUGAUAAGGAAACUUGGGGCGACAGUGAACAUAGGCUUGCUUAUGUGUCCGAAACCACUGUAAUUUUCAAAGAUAUCGUUCAAGUCCGAGAUGAUCAAUGGUGGAAAGCACUAUCUACUGGUUAUAUCACUCAGUGGGCUGCAAUGUAUCCUCAAAAGGUUGAUGCUCUCUUUUAUGCUCAUUCGGUUGAUGAAGUUAAGGCACUUGCACCCCUUCUUGAGAAAUUCAGGUCUACCGUUGGCAAGAAAGCUUACAUCGCUGUCUCGGGCGGAAGUUACUGCACUUGUGAAGAUGCAGCAACUGCUCUCAAGUGGCCUAUAUUGGUCUGUAGAGAGAGAAGGUUUAAGAUAUUCGAUUUGGCUGUGGGAGCUCUCUCGGGAGUGUCAAACUCGGAGGUGGUAGUGCUGCAAGGAGUGUAUGCUAGCAUGAAAGGAUUGAUCAAGAUUCACAACCCAAGUGUAGUGAUCACAGUGGCUGACAUUGAUCCUAAUGUGAAGAAAGCAUUGAAAAUGGCGACAGAAACAAAUACGAAUGCUACAACAUUGGUUCUUUUACCGAGGCCUUCGAUUUCUAAGGUUCUUUGGAUGGCUGAUCUUAGAACAACAGCACUGCCAAAUUGGAACCGAAUGCGGAUAUCCAUCAACAUCAUCACCCAAAACAGAGUUCACUCACUUACAAGGCUGCUCAAAUCUCUCAGUGAUGCCUACUAUCUUGGUGAUGAGGUACCUAUCAGCUUUAACAUGGACAGUAAAGUGGAUGAGGCAACUAUUAGACUAGUAAGCUCCUUUGACUGGGCUCAUGGCCCGAAAACCCUCAAAAGACGAAUCAUCCAAGGAGGGCUUAUUCGAGCUGUCAGCGAGAGUUGGUACCCUUCAUCUGACGAUGAUUUUGGUCUGUUACUCGAGGAUGAUAUUGAAGUCUCUCCUUAUUACUACCUAUGGAUCAAAUACGCCCUCUUAGCUUAUCACUAUGACCCCCAAGCUGUUGUUAAAUUUUUCCAAUUUGAUAGUGGUGGUGCAUAUAUGAGUUUGGCUUUUAAAAGGUUUCUAAGCUCACACGGUGCACUUGAUUUCAUGCCCAUAUACUCCCUAACAGAAUGA